Messenger RNA from Paramecium pentaurelia, 285 nucleotides. The record is from the annotation of a GenBank genome assembly. NCBI's taxonomy places the organism in Eukaryota, Ciliophora, Oligohymenophorea, Peniculida, Parameciidae.
AUGAGUAAUUUUUCCAUAAAAUUACACACUAAUCCUAAUUUUUUGAAAUACCAUCUAUUUUGUAAAAUUUGUUCACGACCAUUUAUAUGUCUAGAAUGUUAGAAUGUUAUGAAUAUUGAAAAAGCAGGUUUUACAUGCAAAUUUUGUAUAAAUAUAUUCUAUUAUUCCCUUAUAAAAAAACACGCACAAAGAUUCUAAUAGAUGUCCUGUACAUUUUUGGUUCAUUAUAAAAUUUCAAUAAUAGGAAGAUUGGCUUGUGAUUCUUCUGAGAGAAUUGAAAUCUGA